CCGCUCCCUUCCUGUCUCGUUGCCCUCCCGUCCAUCAUUGCGUUCCCUUCUGCCCCCCUUCCUCCCCCCCCCCCUAGUACCGUUUCCCUUCAUCCAGUACUCUUGCUAUUUGAUUGCCCUCCUUGCCAUUUCCGGCACCCCCGGUCUCAUUCUUUUCAGUUAUGUGGCCGUUAAGGCGUCGACUAUCGAGUGCCUCCACCGUGGGAGGCCAGGAAACGCGAAAGGGACUCUACCUGAGACUGAAGUUUCAGGAGCGAGAUAACUUGGUGGGGGAAGAACUGUUUGAUGUGCACCCUUCCAAGCCAUGGAUUGCUUCUGUCUCUGCUGGAAAACCUCCAACCCUCCGAGUGUGGAAUUACGAAGAUGGACAUCAGGUUGCGGUCACCCUCGAGGAUGCCAUCAACACCUACGGAGCGAAGUUCCUCGGCGAGACAGAUAAAGUUGUGGUCCGCACUGACAAGAAUAUGUCUAUUUAUGAGAUCUUGCCAUAUUCCGCUUUCCAGAUGAAGGAAAUAAAACGAGUCAGAACUUGGUCGGUAACUUACACGGAUUUGAGCAAAUGGACUGUACAUUCGUCUGCCCAAUCUGUAUUGCACAGUGAGAACGAGAAUAGUAUUUUGAUUCUAUUUUGUGAUUUUACCACAGGUUAUAAUUUUAGCAUGUGCUGCACUGAAAAGAUAGUGACCAUGAUGUGCUUCCACCCUUUUGAAUCACACAUUUUUGCGACCGUGCAUGAGAACUGGACAAUCAACGUGUGGAGUGCUGAUACUAAGACCCACAAGACCGUCACUCUCCAAACAUUGGAAGCAACAGGAGAGGUUACUUCUGUGCGAUUCUGCACAAAACCCCAAAAGUCACUUAUCAUCACCGGCCAUCAAUCUGGAAAGCUACAGGUUUGGGAUUAUCAGAGGAAUGAAUGCAUGACCACUCUGGAUGCACAUAAACAGGCGGUUGUGCACGCUUUCUUCCAUCCACAUUUGCCAUGCAUUUUGAGCGCAUCCGAGGACGGAACCAUCAUGGCCUGGAAUGAUUCGAAUUAUCAGCUAAUAAAAACACUUUGUAGCGGCCUUGAGGGAUUAUCACAAAGCGUUCUCUGUAGGACCGACAGCUUGCUCGUGCUUCCAUGUGAGCAAGACAUGUGUUUCAUUACCGUAGAAGGUGUUUCCCCUGAGCCCGACUUUGAGGAGAGAGGGAAAAUGGAGGUGGGACAUGUGAGUGCAGAAGGUGACGAAAGACUCCAGUUUGAGAAAAUAGACGUGCAAAGGAUUAAGCAAUUGGAGAUGGAGCUGAGCACUGUGAGGGGGGAGAAAAAGGCCCUCGAAGAGGGAUUUGAGAGUGAGAGGCAAAUACAUGAACACAAGAUAAAGGAGCUUGAGACUCAGCUUAGCCAUGUAAGGGUGGAGAGGGAGACGUUAGGAGAGAGGUUUGAGAGAUCCCAAUUGGAGCAUGAAAGGUUAAAAGGAAUGCACUCAGAAAGUGCGAAGCAGGUUGAAAAGGAAAAAAGGAAUCUGGUGAUUGAAAGAGACGCUCUGAAAGAGAGGUUGAAGAAAUCGAACAUUAGGGUUCAGGAAUUGGAGUGCGAGUUGGAGAUGGUAGGAGGUGCAAGGGAGAGAUCGGAAAGGGCUGUCGGAAUGCCUGAGGGGGUUCCGAAACUCGACAUGCAUCCAAUGGCAUUCACAGAGUUUUCCCUGGAUGAGAUGAGGAUCGCCACGAAUGACUUCCAUGAUGACUGCAAGCUCGAAGAGCAACGCGAUGGAUGCGUUUACAUCGGCAAGCUCACAUCUGCUGUGAUAAAGAGACUCAAGUUUAUUAACCUCAGGGCAGAGAAUCAGCCAGUCCAAGUGACGAGGGAGCUUGUGAGCUUACUGAAGUCUCUUCGACACCCCCACCUGCAUAUGUUGCUCGGAGUGUGCUACGAAGGAAAUUGUCUCGUGUACGAGCAUAUGACCAAUGGAAACGUGAAAGACUGGAUGUCGUUCUCAAGAGGGUCACAAAAGGGUUUCCUCCCAUGGUACAUCCGUUUGCGGAUUAUGGCUCAGGUUGCCCAAGGCCUGUCCUUCCUUCAUUCCCAGCAGUCUCAGAGGGGUGGUGGUCCCAUAGUCCACCGGGCCGUCAAGCCUGAAAACAUCUUAGCGUAACUUUGUUGCCAAAAUCACAGCAGUAGAUACUGCCCUGCUGGCCCCAACACU
Chara braunii is the source of this 2189-nucleotide messenger RNA. Lineage: Eukaryota; Viridiplantae; Streptophyta; Charophyceae; Charales; Characeae. The record is from the annotation of a GenBank genome assembly.